CCAAAUAUCAGGUAUUUUCAUUAACUGCAUCUCAUUUGCAUGACAUCUUUCCUUGGACGUCGGUGUCAUCAAGUCCAUCCAUCAUAUUGGAAGUACAUAGUUUCUCUUUUUACUGUCUAUUUGUCCAUGAAAGUGCUUCAAGUUUCAUACUCUCAAUUUGAUCAUCUUGACAGACAGCGAUGAAGAUGCUCAUUUACAGCUGACCCCUCAAAUGUUGGCACUGAACUGUUUCCACUUCUGGCUUCGUUAAAAAAAAUAAUAAACUUCUUCUGGCAGACUAGUGUGAGCUUGUUUGGGCUGAAUGCAACAUGGUUCAAAUUACGACCUGAAAUGACUUCUGUCACUUAGCAGGCCUUGGUGCUGUUCCAUCUGUUGCUGAAAGUAAAGACACCAGAGAUGUUCAAAAAGAGGAUCCAACGCAAAAAGAGAAUGAGGAGACCAAAUGGGGACUGCUUUUGAGCAAAUGUGAAGGAAAAAGCAAGGAAAAAACAGACCUGAUGGAGGAACUUGGUUUGGGAGAUUUUGACUAUGCUGAAGAUGCAUCAGACUGGGAUACAUCAAGCAAUAUCAGUAAGAAAAGCCUGCCUGGAGGCACAGAGACUCCCCCGACACCCGAAGAAUUGCCACAAUCCUCCAUUAAGGAGAAGGAGCCCGAUGAGUCGCCAAAAGCACCCAUCGCUCCUCCGAGGAGGAUCGGCGCAGACGAGAAACAGGUCGCCGUUCCUCAUCCCCAGCCUCGUUCCAAGAAGGCGGUGCCUCAAGAGAGUGACAAUUUGGAUUGGGGCCAAGACAUUUCGGCUUCAUCAUGCACGGCGGCCAAUCAGCAGCUUCGGGAUGCGGCCAGAGAAGUCUCAACAGAGGCAGAAGACAAAAGAAGCCAUUUGCAACAUGACAAGCAGCAAGAAGAGGAAAAAGAUCAUGCAUUCAAGUCAUGUGACUUGGAUUCAAGUCACCCACACGCGUCUGACCUGACGGGCUUUGUUGAGGGAGGCCAUAACGUGGUUAGAGAUCAACAAAGUUCACAGGAAAGACCCCAUGAUGAUGUUCUACCGCUGACCCGCUAUGAGAAGCUUUGGGAAGAAGUGGAGAUGAAAGAAGCAAAAUCCACCUUUGGAUUUGAAGAGCAGUUCAAAGCAGAAAGUUUCGCUGAUGAAAUGCAGGUGAACGCAUCCUCUGCUGAAGAACAGUCAAGCGACGAAGAGAAAGGAGAUGCCAUUUUAUGCCUCGCUGCUCGCGCCAGGAAACUGGUCCUACUUUCUGUCCCGGAACAGAGGGCGUCUGCUUCGGACGAUUCUGCGUCGGAUUCUGCUGACUCCUUCGAGACCGAGGAGAAGAUACCGGACAGCCGCUUCCCUGCUCAUGAGAGCAUCAUGGUUGAAGAAGCAGAAGAAGCCCUCCAUCGUGAGGCACCACAAGCUGACAAGGCAAAGGAGGAGAGCAGGGUAGACUCCGCUGGCCGCAGUAAACCUGGGCUUCGUCACAAACAUCAACUAGACGAACCUGAAAAGUACCACAGCAACUCGAAGAAGAACCCGCCAGAACUUGCUAGUUCUCAGCUCAUGAGGCUAAACAGACAGUCUGCUUCUUUCCCUGUUGUUGCCCUUCAAGACUUUCAAGAGGACGUGAAGUUGAACCAGGAAGUCGAGAAAGAGGCUGUCAAAGAGACUCCCGAGGCUGCGGUUUCAGUGAAAAAUCCGAGUGACUUCAGUGGCACAGGUGGGAACGCCUUUGACGGGUUUGCCAUCGAGAAGCCCGAGGUUGGCUCAGUGAACCGCAAAGAGACGUCGAGCCAGGCUGAAGACCCCCAACAAACAUGGAAGCCUCUAUCCUGUGACAGCAGCGCACCGGUGGAAUCCCAACUCUCACAUCAGCGGACCUCCGGCGUCGGCAAACCCAAAGAACAAGCUGUAGAGAAGGUCCACGCAUCCAGAAGCCCUCAGACUGACAACAGAGAGCUCUCAUUGUUUGACGACAGCACUUUAAGUGACGUGUCGGAUGAUGAAGCAAGGCAUAAAACUAGAGAGCCGAGAAAAAAACAGCAGUCAGAAGAAAUUGAGAUGUCUGAAGAUAUUGACGAGCUCAAUUCGUCAUCCGACGUGACCACAGAUGAUUCUGACUUUCGCUCUUCAGGCCAUCGUUGUAGCUCUCUCUUCAUUCAGAACCUGGAUUCACUUGUGACAGACUCCAGGAGCAUGGUCAAGCUGCAGAACAUUUUCCACAAAUAUGAGCGCUCCAUUCAGAAGGCCAAAAGCCGUCACAGCUUCUUUGCCGACAAAGUGAUCCUCCUGGAAACGGAGAAGGCGCAGCUACGGCACUCUCUGGAUGAGGUGAAAGAUGUCAAGUCGGCCUUGGAGCGCACUCAGCUGGACUUACAAACGGAAGUCACCAACCUCAGAUUUCAGCUAAAACAGGAGCAAGAAAACGGACGUAACGCCACCAUGAUGUACAACACCACCGGAGAUAAGCUGAGGAGGACAGAGGAGCAGCGGCAGGUCGAGGUUCAGGAGAGGCAGAAAGUGGAGCUGGCUCUUCGGAACUUGGAGCUGGAGAUGCGAAUACUUGUAAACAACAAGAAGCAGCUGGAGGAGGACAACAAUCAGACCCAAACGCUGUUGGCUCAGGAGCGCAGCGCUCGCAUGGUGCUGGAGAAUCUGCUCAGCAGUCAUGUGCGCAAGCAACAAGAGAUCGAGGAGGAGAACAAAAGGAACAUCAGCAAAAGUCACCAGGCCUUGUCACAGCUCACGGAGGCCAGCGACAGGGAGCGGGAGCUGCUCCAGCAGAUUUCGAUAUUUCACGAGCAGCUGAGCACCCUCAGAACUGACCUGGAGAAUUCCCAGGCCAGCAGCAGCAUCAAGCAGAGAGACCUCCAGGAGGAGAAUAAAGCCCUCAAGGAACAACUGGAAGAGACCAGGCAAGCUCUCAAAGCCAACGGGGACACCAUGAACCAAACCGCCUUGGAAUUCAACAACCAGACGGCCAUCAUGAAGUCCGAGUUGACCGUCACCGCGACUCGCCUGGAGAACGAGCGUCAGACCCGAGAGACCCAGGCGGCGGAGUUGGAGUCGGUCCGCGCUCGCCUGACCGCGGCGCUGCAGGAGGCCGAGCGCUCCAUGGCGGCCCGGUCGGACGCAGAGAAAGCUCUGCUCCAGGAGAAGGAGGAACACCGUCGUCUUAAAGACAGACUCUCGAGUGAGGCAUCCAGUCAGCACGAAGCAGUAAGCAGCCUUUCCCAGAAGUUGUCCAAGGCAGAGGCGCACGCCAACGGCAUGGAGAACGAGGCCCAUCGGGUCAUGCUGCAGCUGACUGAGAAAAACCUCCUGCUGAACACCGUGCAGCGCGAGAGCGACCAGAUAGCCACGCGCGUUAAAGAGCUUGAGGCCGCUCUGCAGGCCGAGAAGGAGCUGGUCACUCGGGCCGCAGCGCGCCAAGAGGCUACACAGGAGCGCCUAGCCCAAGUGCAGAGUGAAGCCAUGUUGCUGCGGCAACAGCUGGAAGAGGCUCAAAACAAAGGUGUUGCAAAGGAGAAUGCCGUGACAAACGCCCAAAAGUCUUUCAGUGACAUUUUGUCCAAGCUUCGCGCCGACUGCGAGGACAGAGUACAACUUGUGCAGGACCGGAAUCAAGACCUGGCCGCAAAAGCUGCUGAACUACGAGAACAAAUCCACCAAUUACAGGAAGAGAAAAAUGAGAGAGAGGCAAGUCAGAGGCAGCUGCAGCAGGAGUUAGCAGACUCAUUAAAGAAGCUGUCGAUGUGUGAAGCCUCUUUGGAGAUCAACACCCGCUAUCGUAAUGAUUUGGAGGAAGAGAAGACUCGGCUCAUUAACGACAUGGACAGUCUUAAAGAGAAGAUGAUUGAGCGAGAAUCCCAGUGCCUUCAAGGUGAGAAACAUGCGAACGAUCUAAGAUGUCGUCUGGACGAACGAGAGAAAGAAUUCAGCGCCGCCACUCAGAAACAGCAGGAGGCGCUGUCUGCUGCCGCUGCCUCCAAUGUCGUUGUCAAACAGCUGGAAGAGACUGUGCAAAGGCUGGAGAUUGAGAACGUCAAGCUCGAGGCUGCUGCGAAGCAACAGGCAAACAAAAUUGAAGCACUUCAGAAAGGUUCUCAGGAGGAGGCAAGGCUAUCUGACAGUGCAAAUGGACAAAUGGUCAGAGAUCGUUUGGAAGAUUUGGUGACCAACCUACAAAGUAGUAAGAUGACUUUAGAGGACCAACUCAGUAAAGAGGUGCAGAAGCAAAGCAUGUUGUCGAACAGCGCCCACGACUCGCAGGCCAUGUGGGAGGAGGAGCUCAAGAGCCGCUCCAAGUUAGGACUUCGUCUAGCAGAGCUCGAAAAGGAAAAAGGAGAACUCAGCAGCCAGGUGGAAACAGAGAAGAAGAAAGCCAAGAAAAUAGCAGAGCAGAAGAAGGCUGUCGAUUGUCGAUUGGAACAAGAGAUGGAGAGAAACACAGGGCUUCAAAAGGAAAUAAACAGGCUACGGACUGUAUGUAAAAUGGCAAAGAGGACGGUGGAGAAAAUGCGCGGUGGCGGCGCAGGUGACUUUGCUUCUCCGCUGAGCAGUCUAAAGGUGGACCUGGGAAGACCCAGCCGGGCCGAUGGAGCUUUUGAUGGAAGAAGAGAAAAGGGAGAGCUGGAGAGGGGAGCGUUCCAAGGCAGCCUGUCGGACAGGAGGCUGCUGGAGGAGGAGGUGCUGAGCCUCAAACGCAGAGUGGAGGCCUCCGAGGUCGAGCAGAGACAGAUGGAGCAGUAUCGGCGAGAGGUGGAGGAGAAGGCCCGGCAGGAAAUACAUCAUAAACUACAGGAAGUCAACCUUUUCCUGCAGUCUCAAGCGGCAACCCAGGAGGCACAGGACCAGAUCCAAGCGGCCAACGAGGCCAGCCUGCGCUUGAAGAUCCAAGAACUGGAGAGCGAACUGAACCGAGCCCGAGCCUUCCAACACGACACCCUCAGCCAAAGAGAGUCCGCACACACGGAGCUGGAGCGCUUCAAAGAACUCUACCGAGAGGAGCAGAAGCUGCGCAAAUCUCUCUCCGCCGAUCUGAAAUGGACUAACCAUCAGCUCACGGAAGCCAGUUCCAGGUUGGUCAGCGAGCGAGGCGGGUCUCUCCUCACCCCCCCUGGACCGCCGUCAUCUGGGCUUGUGGUCCCUCUGGGCGGCCCAUCCAGGAGCCUUGCCCCUCGGCUACUUGGCCCCGUGGCGGAAGGACAAAGCAGUAGUGUGGAGGACUACCUGAUCAUGAUGCAGCGUCAGUUGGACAGAAGCAUAUCAAGGGAACUCAACAAAGCUUCGGCGGAACUUGACGUCUCUUUGGCCCGCAUGUCUCCGGUGGGCUCCGCAGCAAGGGUGGACCUGGACCCCGUUAGCAGAGCAAAGCAGCAGUACUUGGAGGUCCUGAAGAAGAACCACGAGGUCUAAGAAUCACUCGAGGGGUCCCAGGCGUAACGCGUUGAGGUAGAAAUGUCUGGCUCCCGUGUCACCACUGACCUCAAAGAAGGACUUUUGAAAUAGAAAAGAGGUAAAUCUCGCAGCAGUGUAAAUCUGUACAUAACAACUUUGAAUAUGGACGGCGCCGAUCAAGGACAAGCAAAAGUAAAUGCACGUUGCACUUAAGCACUCAGGAAGUGAGCAUACUUAUUAGCCACACUAUCGAAUGAGCUGCAUUACACGAGCCACAUCAAAUAAUUUGACCCAUUUUUCGCCAUCUCAUGCCAAUGAUUAAGACUGUCAACAACAUUUUUUAAUUUGGGUUCGACCGAACUGUUCUUCAUGUGUGGCUCAUCAGUAGAUGCCGAACAAUUUACUCUUAUCUUGCGUCAUUAAAGGGAUUUGCAGAGAAAUAUUCAGUCAAAGGUCACUUUUAAUCAGCAACUAGUAUUUGAAUGUUAUCGUUCUUUUUGGUUAUGUUGAUCAUGUUGCUUGUUUCACGGUCGGUCAUGGGAACGAAAAAGGUCCUAGUCUACAUAUUUCUCAAUGAACAUACAAUUUUUUAAAAAAAUUUUUUUUGAACAGAGGACCCCCAAGUUAAGUCUGUAUUCAUGUCACUAAUUUUAGGGGUCGGUUUUUUUUUUUUUUUUUUUUUGGGAUCACCCAUGAGUUUUCUUUCUGCAGCGUUGAAAGAAUGUAUGGGAUGUUUGUCUGUUAACCAGUCCUGUAAAUGAAACUGCAAAACCCCCAACUUGCUGUAAAUUUCAGGGGGUUAAGUCGCAUGAGAAAGCCAAUAAAAUGACUUGAUUUGAACUUCAAAAUGUCACCGAGUUGGGAACUUUCAAAAUUGCUGAAAAACCAAUAGUCCGGGGCAAGGGUCCUUUGAAAUUAUUUGAUUUUUUUGUAAAUCAAGUCCUUCGUUUUCCUUAAAUUGCACUUAAAAUGGUGGCUUGUAAAUCUUGGAAAAAGCCACAUUGAACCAGCUGGCAAGAAAUAAAAUGUCCUUUUUAUAUAUUUACAGUACCUAAAUAUUUCUCGAUAAAGUUAAGCAACAUUCCCUGAGUAAAUGCUGCUAUUUACAAAUUGCAAUCAAGGUAAAAUUAUUCCAUUACGUAUUUCAUACAGAACAAAAAAGAUGACACAAAUAACCCAUCAAUAUUUUCUCUUCAGAGCCCAUAUUGCCUCAUUUCAUUCAACCACAUUUAUCCAUCCAUUAUCUGAACCGCUUUAUCCUCUUGAGGGGCCGCCGAGCCGAUCCCAGUUGACUUGGAACAUGAGUGAGCCGGUUUAAAAGUGCAAGAAAAAAGGAAAAAAAAAAGAUUUUGCAAAAUUAAGUAUUCCUAACACUUCUUCUUUUCAAAUCUCUUCCCAAUGGCAUCUUUUCAGUCCUAAUAGGUUGAAGCAGUUUAAUGGAUAUAAAUACUACAUUUGACUAUUCAUGAUUAGGUACACUUAGGUUGUUUGCUUAAAAAAAGAAGAAAAAAAGAAAAACCUGUUCUCCUUAAACCUGCUGAUACGCCGAAUACCGACACAUUGUUAUAAAUCGCCGUCUUGGCGGAAGAAACGGCAAUAUUUACAGCUGACCUCCACUGACGCAAUUCCGCGUAGUUUACCUUUCAUGCAGUUUAUAACGAGCAGUAAUUGCAGGCAUCUUAUUCUCAUGACAGGGAGGGGGUUGGGGGGGUGGAGCGUCAUUCCAUCAAUAUUUCAUGCACGCACUCAUGUCUUAUCCGCCCCUCGUUAGUGAUAUUUCACUGUUUACUUUCUACUCCCUCACUGUGAGGGCAUGAAAGUGGAACGUAUGUGUCGGUUCAGAAACGAUUCCCCUCACUUAUUCGAAUGACACAACGUGCUGACGAGUGCCCCCACCACGCUUGUCUUUUCCAUUGGCUUUGAUCCACCCCCUUCAUGUGUGAGAUAUUCAGAUGUGCUCACAUUUAUUUUGGUUUUCUUUACCACAGAUGGGCACAUCUGACAGACUGACUAUUAAGUGUUAUUAUUUCUUUCUCCCUCCCACCCUCCCCCAAUUGAUGCCACUUCACACACUACAUGUAAAGCUUGUUUUGAUUGAGGAGGUUACAAGCAUCAGAUUUACAUGUGGCCAAGAAUACAAAUAGACACAUGAUGAAUGAAAAUGUGGGGAGUUGAAAGGAUUGUGUGUGUGUGUUUUUUUUUUUUUUUUUUUUUUUCCUAAUGAAAAGUUAUGACGGUUAAAAACAAAGCUCUCCUUGUCGGGUCAUCUUUUUGUCAUUGAUGCUUAGU
Hippocampus comes (tiger tail seahorse) is the source of this 7685-nucleotide messenger RNA. RefSeq names its product ankyrin repeat domain containing 26 (gene aard). The transcript has 29 exons. The record is from RefSeq and is a predicted model, not a curated record. Bases 498 to 5414 code for a protein of 1638 amino acids. Lineage: Eukaryota; Metazoa; Chordata; Actinopteri; Syngnathiformes; Syngnathidae.